AUUGGCUGAUCCGUCUGGCGCCACGCGCUUCGCCUUAACCAAUGGGCCGCAAGGAGACAGUUUCUCCCCCGUCACGUUAACUUUCGUCUGUUUCCGGUUCCGGUCUGGAAGCUGCGCCUUCUUGGGCGGUUCGGACAAAGGCAGGAUGUGGCACGAAGCCCGAAAACAUGAGCGGAAGCUCCGGGGGAUGAUGGUGGAUUACAAGAAGCGAGCCGAACGUCGACGAGAGUAUUAUGAGAAGAUAAAAAAGGACCCAGCUCAGUUCCUGCAGGUUCAUGGCCGGGCGUGCAAGGUCCACUUGGAUUCUGCCGUGGCUCUUGCAGCUGAAAGCCCCGUCAAUAUGAUGCCGUGGCAGGGGGACACCAACAAUAUGAUUGACCGGUUUGAUGUACGAGCCCACCUGGACUACAUCCCCAUGUACACCCCUCCGUUGCUAAACCCAAUGUAA
Messenger RNA from Sphaerodactylus townsendi, 448 nucleotides. RefSeq names its product CLK4-associating serine/arginine rich protein-like. Bases 146 to 448 code for a protein of 100 amino acids. The record is from RefSeq and is a predicted model, not a curated record. NCBI's taxonomy places the organism in Eukaryota, Metazoa, Chordata, Lepidosauria, Squamata, Sphaerodactylidae. The transcript has 4 exons.